Molecule: messenger RNA, 7410 nt
Organism: Caenorhabditis sp. 36 PRJEB53466
Lineage: Eukaryota; Metazoa; Nematoda; Chromadorea; Rhabditida; Rhabditidae
Source: the annotation of a GenBank genome assembly
AUGAAAGUACAACUUAACGAAAUUGCUGAAGCGGCUGACUUGAUUGUCAACUACUAUGAACUUCAUUACCCAAUUUUCUUUCAGAAGUUCAUUUUAACUGUUGUUUCUGACAAUGGUAUUUACAAAAAACUGAGAAUGCCUUUAAAGCUACUGUUUGUGCAGGUAUCGUGUUCUCCCACGAAUACGACAUUGGCGAAGAUUUUGUCAGCUCUAUCCGCAGUCUUAUAGCCCCGCCAACUGAAACCGAAUGUGAUGAUGCUUUACUGGCUGGAGUAUCUCAAACUUUGGACAGUGCAACAUUUAAAAAAUAUCCGGUUAUUACGCAACUAUCAGAAAAAGUUAAAACUUCCACAAUAAUUUAGAACUCGCCAGUGUUUGUAUUUUCUGACGGAACCUCUAAUGACGACUUUACUACUGUUGGCUAUUUGAUGGAACAAAUUGUGAACACCCAUGCUCAAAUCUUUUUCAUGCUAACAGAUUCUGCAAGUGGCAGCUGCAAUGUGGAUGUCAGCUCAAACACUUUUGAUCAGUUAAGAUCCAUUUCUCGGCUGUCAAAGGGACUUUUGAUUCGAACUAGUCUUCUUCAACUGUCAAAUGCAACUUUCUCUGUUGCUCAAGACCUUUGGCAGUAUGACACAAUUCUCACAAAUGAUCUUGAAGACUGCAGAAAAGCUCCUCAAUUCCAGCCGUUCUUUGUAGACCAGUCCAUUGAUUUUCUUACUCUGCAAGCUACUGGAUGUGAGUGAUAUCACGUUUUUCUUUAACUACUUGAACGUAUUGUUCAGCUAACUUGGCCCCGGUGCUCACGUUGCCAAAUAACACACAGUUCUCGCCGCCACUUUUUUAUGCAAAUGGAGAUUUUUACGUAUGGAGGACUGAAAAACCACCAGUUGGAGCUUAUUUCGUGAGUUCAAACUGUAUGGUUGAGGACGAAAUGUAUAUUUUCAGUUGAACAUCAACACAAACACAUCUCAUAGCUCAGUUUGUCAAUAUCGUUUGAUGGGCAGAUCUACUUACCGUCUCUAUACUUCUGUUACUGACAACAUUGGCACUGAUGACGUCUAUCAUGCACCAGUUUAUCGUAUGAUUUCGACGUGACAUAAAAAACAGUUAUAAAUUUAGAAGCUACUUCUCACUUGGUAGCCAGAAUGGAUUCUUUGUACCUUGAUGAUCCAUUGGAUGCCACAAUUGAAGCUGUCAUUUGGUAUAACGGUAACAUAAAUUUCACUCAAAAGGACAGAAUUGAUCUACGGGAUUAAAUUUAUUUAGAUCCGCAGACUAGUGAACGGCAAGUUCUUUACGCUUCAUCUGGAGCGUGGCGAGAUAUGUGUCAAUAUGAGAUGUACUUUGGAAUGUUUGUCUGCCCGCAGCCAUAUCUCCCGCUUUAUAUAAAUGUAUUAAAAUGGGUCAGGGGUCCAGAAAUUAAACCAGUUUUAGGUGUAUACAAGUGAUGUUUAUGGACAAGUUGUUUUAAGAACCGCUACUUCCUACUGCUCUGCGGUAGCUCCAAAUCCAAUUGACAGCAACUGUUUGAACGGCGGUGUCUACUAUAACAACACAUGCCAGUGUCCCACGCAUUUUACUGGAAACAAAUGUCAACAAGUACGUGUGACGUGUAUCGAACAAAACAAAAAUAUCAUAUCUUCUUUAUUUUAGUUUUAGAAAACUGAAAAGUCUUUUACUUGAAGAGAGAGUCAUAUAUGUUUCUUAGAAAAAGGCGGAUAGUACCUGUUUGUCUAGUACUCCAUCUACCCAGUUGACAACCGUUUUUUUAUACUACCGCUGAAAACUUAACUAGACUGCCAAUAAAACUAAACAACCAGGUCAGAUAACUGCAUGACAGAAGGCUUAAAAAUUUGCGAACUCACGAAAAAAUGUUUUUUCUCUAGAUAUCUAUAUAAAAGUAUAAAGGUGUCUCUCAGUAUUUCAAAGUGAAGUAAAUAAAAGUAUAAUCGUCUUCUGAAACUCUACUGACUGUAUUUAUAAGAAGUUGAGCCGCAAUUUAAUUUAGAUUCUGUGUGAGAACGGAGGAAAUGCUUUGUUUGGAUUGUGCCAAUGCCCCGCUGGCUUUUCUGGACAGUUUUGCGAAGUUGCAAAGUGUUACGAGUACAAUGGUUAUGGCUUCUGGGGAUACAACCACAGAAGUUUAACGGUUAUGGUACAUGAUUCCCUAACCACAAGGUCCACGCUUCGAACGCUAAAUGACGCUGCACCACGUGUAAUUAAUGAUAUUCUGUAUCAGCAUCCUAAGUGGAUUUCCAACUAUCAAUUGGUUCGAUUCAAUGACACAGCUCACUCUUUAGUGGUCGACAGUGAGAGCGGACAAGAUUUAGUGACGGGAAUUUCAAGCCUUUACGAUCAAAAUAGAAAUCAAACUGGAUACACUUGUCUCGGCCUCAACUUUUAUGCCACUCUUCUGGAAACUAUUUCUCAUGACAAGUGAAUAGUAUUCUGUUUGUUUUGAGAACUUUGAUUCUAUUCAGUGUCCAAUGGGGAGGUAUAGUUUACGUCUUUCUGUACGGCCAGCCCACACAAGAUAUGGAUUCAUAUGAAAAAAUUCUCCAACGCAUCGAAGUGAACAAAAUUCAAAUCAACAUUGUCCAAUCAAGUCUCAACCCUUGUGGUCAGGAUAUCACUCUUGACGGCCUUAUUUCUCUCGCACAAUUCUCUGGAGGAGCUUUCAUUACUGCUACCACUCCAAAUGCAGGAAACGUUUUCAGUCAGAUUCCGACACAUUACAUGUCAAACUUGAUUUUUGAAAGCACAGUUGAAGACUGUACAGAUGCGAUUUUUUAUGUUCCAAUUGAUGAUGGCACACAAUCUUUCACUUCUUACACACAAGGAUUUUUGACUGCUGAUCCAACUUACACACCACCGACAGGUAAAGCUUAAAAACCCAUUACUAUGUAUACAAUAAACGGAUUCAGAUUCCCUUGCCACAGUAACCACUGUGUUUAAUGAUCUUGGAACAAACGCAAGAAUGGAUCAUAUUGCUCGAGUUUGUGAUGAUGGAUGGACUCCUGACGGCAGUCACUGCUUCAAAUUUGGGUUUGACAGGAAGACUUGGUACGAAGCUGUAGCCGAUUGUCACAAUGAACAGGCGGUGUUGACUGGAGUAUUCAAUCAAGGGGAACAGGAUGGAAUGAAUAGUUCGUUCGCAAUACUACUGAAAUUCAAAAGCAAUGAACGUUUCAGAAGCUUCCGAAGGAGCUCAAUUCUGGAUUGGUCUCAGUGAUGUUCUCACAAUGGGACAAUUCGAAUGGGAUACUAUUGAUGGGAAACUUAAUCUGACUCUUCAAGACACUCAGUACACAAACUGGAUGACUGGACAACCUGUGGUUACUUCGGAUAAAAGGUUAGAAUUUCUUCCAAGACUUGAAUGUUAUAUAGCACAUUGCAGGUGCGUAGUGGACUGGAACACAGGGCCUAAAGAAUCCAGAGGCUGGAUGACGGACGAUUGCACUAAAAAAUACCUGUACGUCUGUCAAAAGCAUGCUUGUAAGUUAAUUUUUUCAAUUUUUUUAAAGCUUCUAGCUACGUAUGUGACAAUCUUUUUACAGAUAGCACCGACUACACGGCAUCCGACCCUGAAAUCAGUAAGUUUUCACAAACAACUGCAUAUUGCACUAUAGGCGGGGCCAUAACGUGAAACUCACCGGCCCAGCAGGCUCCAAAAUUGUGUAAGAAACUGCAAAAUUUUGAAAUAACUAAAAAUGAAAGUUUCGGGCCUGAAAACAUAGAGUAACAAAAAAUGCAUUCUUUCAGAUCAUCUUGCACGUGGAAUUUGGAAAAUACGUGUGCAAGCAAGCGGACAGUGCAGUAUUGCGGUGAGAUCUCAGUCAACAGUUCAAAUUGCCACCCGUUUCACUACCAAUAUUCAUGAUGAUGUUGGAAGAGAAGAGCCUAACAAAAAUACAGGUAAAUACGAGGUACAUUCAACGCAUCAAAUUUUGCUCGGUUUCAGAGUCCAAUAGACUUAUUGUUUACGCAAAUGGCGUCACAAACCAAAAAGGAGUGGAGUAUGCUCAUUUUUACUAUGACAACUUUACCAUGCUACAAGCUCAAUCAUUGAGUUAUCGCGAUAAUUGCAUGUACAGAUUCAUUUCAACGCCAUUUGCGUGUCCAAACUUCUAUUAUCAAAUGUUGAUCACAGGUAAUAGUCAAUAAAUAAUGAACAUAAACAAUAAUCAAUUCAGGAGUUGAUGAUUCCGGAUACCUUUAUCAAAGAAUUAUGCCGGCUGCAUGCAUUGGAGGAGUUAGUGAGAAUUCCUGCACAAAUGGAGGUGUUUUUCACAAAGGAAACUGUAUUUGUCCUGCUAACUUCUACGGAGACUCAUGCGAAUACGCCUACUGCCAGAAUGGUGGGUUCCUAUCUGCCACACUUGACCAAUGCACUUGUCCUUCGAACUUUGGUGGAAAGUUUUGUGAAACUCGUAAGUUCGACAUAAAUUCAGCAUGUAUAUUUAUUUUAAAUUCAGCGAUUUGUGAUAGAAACCAGUUAGACGUUCCAGCAAUUGGAGACAAUGGUCGGACUUUUAUUGUUGUUCUCGAUGGAACUUCAAACGAUGCUAUGAAAACUGUGAAUGAAAACUUUGAGAAGACACUGAACGGUGUUUUGAGCGUCAUUCAGGUUACUUGCAAAUAAGAUGAAAUCAGAUAAAAAGAUUAUAGGAACAAGAUCCAUCGUGGUUUACUAGUUUUGUUGGAGUUAUAUUCCGAGAUGCAGAAUCUUUAAAGGCAAAUCCGUCUGUGCCAUCCACUUCCCAAGUCUUUACUUCCAAAAACUCUACGGAGUUCUCAUCGAUGUUAGCGGUGCGAUAUUGUUUUUGAAAUUUAUUCAGCCAAACAAUUGUUUCAUUUAGAAUGAAUUAAAGAACACUCCGUACACGGCCCAACAACAAAAACGUGAUGUAUUCACUGGAAUUGUGAAAGCAAUUACUAAUACGAAUGUAAUGCCAAACUCGAAAGUCUUCGUUAUCACUUCUGGAAAUGCGGAAGAUACUGUUGACCGUCAAACUGUCAUUUCCGCUCUUGCUCUUUCUCAUACUUCGAUAAACUUUUUGUUUAUUGGCGACACAAAGCCACCCGGAGAUGCGACCAGUUAUGAUGAUCCAACAGUAAACUCAAUGUUCGAAGCCGCCCAUAUCACCGGUGGAACAUCCUACCAGCUCACUUCUCCAGAUGAUCUUCAAAGCACUUGGACCUUAAUCUUGGCCAGUCUCCAUCAAUCAUACUACGUGGUUACUCAUCAGUUAAGGUAAAAACGUAAUGAACAAUUAAAAUGAUAGGUUCCACCGAGAUUUGAACUCGGGUCGCAGGAUUCAAAGUCCUGAGUGCUAACCGCUACACCAUGGAACCGCCACAAAUAUGCGCGAUGAUGCAGUAUUUAUAUUGAGAGGAAGAGAAAAAAGAAAAAAGGGACAUUGCCGCUUUGCUUCAGUCAACACCCUCUUCUCGUUUUUUUUUGCAUCGGGAGGUGGAUUCCGUGAACAACACUCUCUCAUCCUCCUCCACCCUCCAUCGGUUCUGUGAUGACUUUACACGAGAGAUACGAGAGAGAGAGAGAGAGAGCGGAAAAAAGGGUUUUAAUCGAGCGGUCUUUUUAGUACCGCAAAAAGGUGGCAAUCCCGCUCUGCUAGACUUGGCCAGUGGCCGAGGUUUUACGUUUUGAAAAAGUGGAAGACAAAACACAAAAAUUAUGACAUGGCCGAAGUUUUACACAGCGGCUAAGGCUAGACUCUAGCCGAGCGUAAUUUCCACCUUCUCGCGGGGCAAGUAUAAAAAUGUUUGAUUGGUAUUUCUAUUUUCCAAUAAUUUCAGUGACUGCUCCAACUAUCAAGAUUACAUCCAACUUGACGCAAAUGGAACUGAAGCUAUCAUUGACAUUUUUUCCCAGGUUGCUCCUGACAUAGCUGUGUACAACACUGAAAGUAAUAAUGGGCUUCAUGUAACUUUGUUCAAAAAUUAUGAUUUCAGACAAACAAGUAGACUCCUUCACUAUUGUCAAAUCCAAAACAAACACAGUUCGUGCUUUCAAGCAGUCUGGGGAGAAGCCAGGAGUAUGGACAAUUGAUGUUGACUAUGGAAUGACCAACUCUGGACCAUGCACUGUAGGACUAUAAGAGAUUAUUGGUUCAAUGCUUAUUGUAUUUAGUUGAACAUUCGAUCGAUGUCUCAAUUGGAAGUGAACCUUGGAUUCACACAAGACGUGGCAACCGACCAAGGGUACCAUGACGGAGGAGCUGUUCUAUUCCCAAGAGCAGGAGAUUUUGCCAACGCCAUUGUUGCUCAAAUAUCCGGGGGAGGAGUUCUCACAUACGCCCAAAUCUUCGAUCUUGCUGAGACAAGAGUUGCAUGGGCUAGCCCAUUGAUAAAACGUGAUGGAUGUGCUUAUCCUUACGUGUCGCAGAGCACAUUCCAAUGCUAUCGGAACCAAUUCGUAGUUGCUCUCGAUGGACUGGACUUCGAAGGACAUCCGUUCCGACGCACAUAUACAAUUCAUUGUGAUGGAGAAAUUCGCCCUCAGUGUAAUAAUAACCUAUUUUUAAAAAUUGCAUUGACGCUUUGCUUUUAAGCUACUUUCCAACCUUUUCCAACCACUGUCGAAGGCACUGCAGCAACUAUUACUUCGCUGGCACCAUGUGAUUCAUCAACUGCUAAGCUUGACAUCAUAAUCUCAUUUGAUUCUUCCGACAGUAUUACUGAAGAUAUGUAUUACGCGGUAAGUCUUUGUAGAUAACAAAGUUUAAAGGAAAUUCUAUAGAACCGUUUUCAAAUUAAUUUUUUUUGCAGACUAUCGCCUCUGUGAAAACUAUUGGCAACGCAAUUACGAUUGGAAAAGAUUACUCGCGCAUCCUCCUUGGAACUUAUGAUGCUAAAGCUCACUUCUCCGGCGAUCUGAACACAAUUGAUAGUUUUGACAGAUACCAAGAGGAAGUUGCUGAAUUGUUCAGUCUAGGUUACACUGGCGUCAAUGGCAAUAACAUUCAAUCGUGAGCUUUUUUUCGUGAAUAACACAUACAUAUAUGAAAAAUUCAGCGUUUUUGAUUUUAUCACAGCCGAAAACAAUACGGCACCACUACGCCCGUCGCCGGUAAGAAAAUUGUUGAUAUUGCUGAGUUCGCAAGGAUGGGACAAAGGAAAUGUGUCUGACGGAAAAGAAAAUGGAUUCCCUGACCCAACAACAUCAGCAAAGAGGUUGCAACAGGUUGUAUUAAUUGUCCUUAUCAUUUUAAUAACUAACUUUAGGCGCGUGUUGAAAUGUUUGCUAUUGGGCUUGGAGACACUGCGAACAUGACUCAACUGGCCGCUAUUGCCAAAUGUCAUCGUCAAGUAAGCAGCCAGGACGACCUCGCGAACACAGCCGCUUACAUCACUUCACUUCUUUGUGGUGAAACAGCUGUUUGUUAA